ACUACAAGUACUUCCACAUUCCAACAAUCAUCGCGCCUCCGUGCAUGCACCGUUGCCGAUCGUCGUCCUCCUCCCCACUCCCCAGAGGCCAAGCCAAAGGUCCAGCAAUGGCGAGGUCUCCCCGGCUUCUCGCGCUGCUGCUGGCUGUCGUCUGGAUAUGCGGCGCGGCCCUAGUAGCGCGUGCCGACCCGAUGCUCGAGAGGUUCGAGCAGUGGAUGGGCAGGCACGGCCGGCUGUACGCUGACGCCGGAGAGAAGCAGAGGCGGCUCGAGGUGUACCGGAGGAACGUCGAGCUGGUCGAGACCUUCAACUCCAUGGGCAACGGGUACAGGCUGGCCGACAACAAGUUCGCCGACCUGACGAACGAGGAGUUCAGGGCCAAGAUGCUGGGCUUCGGACGGCCUCGCAGCGGAGGCGGAGCCGGGCACUCCACAGCGCCGAGCACCGUGGCUUGUAUUGGAAGUGGACUGAUGGGUCGUCAGGGUUAUUCUGAUCUACCGAAAAGCGUGGACUGGCGAGAGAAGGGAGCUGUCGCGCCGGUGAAGAGCCAGGGGGACUGUGGCUCUUGCUGGGCGUUCUCCGCCGUUGCGGCCAUCGAGGGCAUCAACCAGAUCAAGAACGGGAAGCUGGUGUCCCUGUCGGAGCAGGAGCUGGUGGACUGCGACACCAAGGCCAUCGGCUGCGCCGGCGGGUACAUGAGCUGGGCCUUCGAGUUCGUCAUGAAGAACCGCGGCCUCACCACCGAACGGAACUACCCGUAUCAAGGGCUGAACGGCGCCUGCCAGACGCCGAAGCUGAAGGAGAGCGCGGUGAGCAUCUCCGGGUACAUGAACGUGACGCCCAGCAGCGAGCCGGACCUCCUGCGGGCCGCCGCGGCGCAGCCGGUGUCCGUGGCCGUGGACGCCGGCAGCUUCGUGUGGCAGCUCUACGGCGGCGGCGUCUUCACGGGACCCUGCACCGCCGAGCUGAACCACGGCGUCACGGUGGUCGGGUACGGCGAGACCCAAGGGGACACGGACGGCGACGGUAGCGGCGUGCCCGGGAAGAAGUACUGGAUCGUCAAGAACUCGUGGGGGCCCGAGUGGGGCGACGCCGGCUACAUCCUCAUGCAACGCGAAGCCAGCGUCGCGUCUGGCCUCUGCGGCAUCGCUAUGCUCCCGAGCUACCCGGUCAUGUGAUCCGGCGGCUGCCGCCGUCGAGACCUACAGCUGCAGCUCUAAGAACAAUCAGUCAUUAUGUUGGCCAUCUUUUGAACAAAGGGCGUUCCUCUUUCCCG
Molecule: messenger RNA, 1276 nt
Organism: Zea mays
Lineage: Eukaryota; Viridiplantae; Streptophyta; Magnoliopsida; Poales; Poaceae
Exons: 4
Coding region: 45-1178 (377 amino acids)
Biological process (GO): proteolysis
Molecular function (GO): cysteine-type peptidase activity
Source: RefSeq, marked validated